UAGAUGUGCGCACGUUGCCGCGCCCCUACGUAGUUUCCUGGGCGGGAACAGCAAAAUGGCGCCAGAACUAGUGGCGGGCUGAGCAUACUGGCUACUUUUAAGCCGGCCCUGCCGUCCCGGUGCGGACCCGUCCCCUCCCAGACAUGGAGGACGUGGAGGCGCGCUUCGCCCACCUCCUGCAGCCCAUCCGCGACCUCACCAAGAACUGGGAGGUGGACGUGGCGGCCCAGCUGGGCGAAUAUCUGGAGGAGCUGGACCAGAUCUGCAUUUCUUUUGACGAAGGCAAAACCACAAUGAACUUCAUCGAGGCAGCGCUGUUGAUCCAGGGCUCCGCCUGUGUCUACAGCAAGAAGGUGGAAUACCUCUACUCGCUGGUCUACCAGGCCCUCGAUUUCAUCUCUGGCAAGAAGCGGGCCAAGCAGCUCUCCACGCAGCAAGAUGGGGCCGACGGGGAGGCCAGCUCCAGGGCCCCCCGGGAGGCGGAGGACAAGUUCCUGUCGCUGGAUGACCUGCCCGACUCUCGCAGUAGCAUGGAUCUGAGGAGUGACCCGGCCCCUGGCGAGACCCUCAUCGUCCCCCUCCUUCCCAUGGCUCUGGUGGCCCCUGACGAGGUGGAGAAGAACAGUAACCCCCUGUACAGCUGCCAGGGGGAGGUCCUGGGCAGCCGGAAGGACUUCAGGAUGAAUACGUGCACCCCCCACCCCAGAGGAGCCUUCAUGUUGGAGCCGGUGGGCACGUCCCCCACAGAGGCACUGCCACCAGGGAACCAGAAGGAGGCUGAGGAGCAGCCAAUGGAAGUCUCUGUGUGCAGGAGUCCGGGCCUGGUGCUCAGCAUCUCUCAGGAGCCAGGCAUCUCCCCAGAAGGCCCGGCGCCCAGAGGCGAGGGUGAGGAAGAGGAUGCAGCGGGGCCAGCAGGGCUCCCUGAGGUCUUGGUCCCUGAGGCCAUGACAGAGCCCCAGGAGCCCGGGAGCCCAGAGCAGAGCGCUGCCCAGCCUGGGAUGUGUAUGCUGCGGGAGCGAAGGGGGGCCCCGGAGCCUGCAUCCCAGCUGAAGGAGACACCAGACCCCUGGCAGGGCCUGGACCCCUUCGACUCCUUGGACUCUAAGCCCUUCAGGAAAGGUAGGCCCUACUCUGUGCCCCCCUCUGUGGAGGAGGCUCCAGGACAGAAGCGUAAGAGGAAAGGUGCUGCCAAGCUGCAGGAUUUCCACCAGUGGUACCUGGCCGCCUAUGCAGACCACACUGACAGUAGGAGGCCCCGGCGGAAGGGCCCCUCCUUUGCAGACAUGGAGGCCCUAUACUGGAAGCACGUGAGGGAGCAGCUGGAGACCCUCCGGAGGCUGCAGAGGAGGGAGGUGGCCGAGCGGUGGCUGCCGAGGGCCGAGGAGGAGGGGCUGUGGCCCGUGGAGGAGGACCGCCUGGAGGACUCCCUGGAGGAUCUGGGAGUGGCAGAUGACUUUCUAGAGCCCGAGGAGUAUGCAGAGCCCGAGGGGGCAAAGCCUGGGGAAGAUGCAGACCUGGAAGCGGAAGCCAUGCCGGCGUCCCUCAGCUAUGAGGAGCUGGUUCGAAGGAAUGUGGAGCUGUUCAUCACCUCCUCGCAGAAGUUCGUCCAGGAGACAGAGCUGAGCCAGCGCAUCAGGGACUGGGAAGAGACGGUCCAGCCCCUGCUCCAGGAGCAGGAGCAGCGUGUGCCCUUUGACAUCCACACCUACGGGGACCAGGUGGUCUCCAGGUUCAGCCAGCUCGACCAGUGGUGUCCCUUUGCGGAGCUGGUGGCUGGACAGCCUGCCUUUGAGGUGUGUCGCUCCAUGUUGGCCUCCCUGCAGCUGGCCAACGACUACACGGUAGAGAUCACCCAGGAGCCGGGGCUGGAGGCGGCCGUGGACACCAUGUCGCUGAGACUGCUCACGUACCAGCGGGCCCACCAGCGCUUCCAGACCUACGCUGCCCCCUCCAUGGCCCUGAAUGGGGAGCACUGAGCCUGGGGCCGGGCCCUGGAGCCCCGUCUCCCACGUGCCUCUGCUCGUUCCACUUUGCUUCCUGGCUGCCCCAACCUAAUAAAGUGUUGCCACCCCCCAA
Molecule: messenger RNA, 2076 nt
Organism: Phacochoerus africanus (Common warthog)
Lineage: Eukaryota; Metazoa; Chordata; Mammalia; Artiodactyla; Suidae
Gene: NCAPH2
Product: non-SMC condensin II complex subunit H2
Exons: 20
Coding region: 144-1976 (610 amino acids)
Biological process (GO): meiotic chromosome condensation; mitotic sister chromatid separation
Cellular component (GO): condensin complex; nucleus
Molecular function (GO): chromatin binding
Source: RefSeq, a predicted model, not a curated record